AAGGCACAGGUAGAUGCCAAAGUAUACAAGCUCGAGGCCAUCCUAGUAGCUCGCAGGAGGGAGCUUCACUCCCAGAUAGAUGGUGAGGUGUGUCAGGGGAAGAAGGAGCUGGCGGCCCGGAUUGACGGACACGAGUUGAGGCAGGCCCAGCUGAGCAGCUGCGUAGAGUUUGUGGAGGGGAGUCUGCAGAAUGGCACACAAGAGGAGGUGCUGUCGAUGAAGAGACAAGUGGAGGAGAGGGCACGGGAGAUGGCAGAGGAGUUCAAACCUCAGCAACUGGUGUUGGGUCCAGAGAAGGAGAUUAGUGCGGUGUGUGCAGACUUGAGCUCAGCAUGUCAGACAUUAGGAGAAGUGAAGUUUGAAACCAUCUUUAGAGGUACUCAUGUCAAGACCAUUGGUGAAGUAAAGCACCCACGUCAUAUUGCUUUUGCCAAAACUGGGGAAACCGUUGUAUGUGAGCGAAAUGCUAACUGUAUGAAAGUCUUUGACAGUAAUCACAGGCUGUUGCGAUCGUUUGGAAACACAGGACCAGAGGAAAGCAGACUUUUUGAACCAAGAGGAGUAGCCAUCUCUUUUGAUAACACAUUGAUUGUAGUAGGUGGGGAUCAUAGUGUGAAAAAAUUCACUCUUGAGGGUCAGUUCAUAGCAUCAGUGGGUUCAGAGGGCAGUGGACGACUGCAGUCACACACACCAUUUGCCAUAGCCUACAACCACACCAACAACAGACUGUAUGUCUGUGACACUUUCAACCAUCGCAUC
Geodia barretti is the source of this 759-nucleotide messenger RNA. Lineage: Eukaryota; Metazoa; Porifera; Demospongiae; Tetractinellida; Geodiidae. The record is from the annotation of a GenBank genome assembly.